AUGGCUACGGGCACCGUAACGGCACACCUUCAAACAACUACACUCCUCCUACUUUUCCUGUCGCCCCUUCAUGACUUCGGUGCCCCUUACAACUACUCUGACGUUGGCGCCAUGCGUUUCCCAAAAAUUUCUGCAAUAAUUCGCGUUUUCAAUCUGUUCGAAAACGCGAACCUCAACACACCCAACGUCUUUCUGAACAGCCGUCUCACUCCCUCGGAGCGUGGAUUUACCCCCUUUCUUAUCAUACAACGGUGCCACAGUUCUGCAGAAGGCUCGUUGUUUGGUGACCUGAAGAACCACGUUCAAACUGGCUGGGAGAAAAUGAAGAUCGUCGACGAUCGUCCUACCAGGUUGUACAUGACGUUUACGUGCAAAUCAAGCACGGAUCUCGGCAUCCAGAAAACGCCACUUCCAACCAACGUUGUGAACUGGUGCGAGACCUUCGAUAAGUCCACGAGUGGUAUAACCACACGUUUACGGAGACUUGUUUGGAAGCGAUUGCUUUUGGUCGACAACCUGGCCCUGAUUCACCAGCCACGCAGUGGUUCCAACUCCCCAAAGUUGACAGAAUUCAGAUGA
Molecule: messenger RNA, 579 nt
Organism: Laccaria bicolor S238N-H82
Lineage: Eukaryota; Fungi; Basidiomycota; Agaricomycetes; Agaricales; Hydnangiaceae
Exons: 2
Coding region: 1-579 (192 amino acids)
Source: RefSeq, a predicted model, not a curated record